AUGUUCCACAACAGCCCCCCCAAGCGCGCACAGGCGCCCAGUCAGCAACCUCUGCCUCUUGAUCAUUGGCCGCUAAGCGCGGGACAAGCAGCCAUCUCAGCUCGUGGACAAAACAUAAGAGAAGCGCAGGUCAAGGACUUUCCUAACUAG
Plenodomus lingam JN3 is the source of this 150-nucleotide messenger RNA. NCBI's taxonomy places the organism in Eukaryota, Fungi, Ascomycota, Dothideomycetes, Pleosporales, Leptosphaeriaceae. The record is from RefSeq and is a predicted model, not a curated record.